Messenger RNA from Durusdinium trenchii, 420 nucleotides. The record is from the annotation of a GenBank genome assembly. NCBI's taxonomy places the organism in Eukaryota, Dinophyceae, Suessiales, Symbiodiniaceae.
AUGCCCUUGCUUGCAGAUGUGGCCGAUGCUGACUUCGAUGAUAUGUGCAGCCGUUUUGAUAUUGCCAAUGUAGCAGCUCCAGUGCUAGGUGCUUGCGCAACGAGGCGACGCGUCAAUUUGGCUUGGACAUUCUUCCUCCAAUUGCUGCGGGGUGAGUCAGUUGCCAUGAAUGGUGAUCCUGGCCCUGUGAUUGUCAUGUCGGAUUUGGCAUCUCAGAUGCCUAGCCUGACCAACCUCAAAACACCAGUCAGUUCUGCAGGAUUUGAACUGACUUUACCCUGCAGAAACUUUAAGGACGAUUCGCAGCAUAAAAAGCAAUUGAGCAUUUCUGCACGUGUGACAACCGGCCACACAGUGAUCGCAACAAUUGGAAGUGCGCAGCGCCAUAGCAUGCUGCGGGUUCUCUCAGGCACAACGUAG